AUGGAGAGCACAAAUAGAGGCCACCGACGUCACAUACCAAGAUUACAGGAUGCUUUAACUAAAGCUUACCAAGAUGAAGAAUGCUACUGGCACACGAAAAGCAGAAACAGAUGGUUAAACUGCGGAGAUCGUAAUACAAACUUUUUUCAUGCCAGCACAAAAACUAGGUACGCCAAGAACUACAUAUCCCCUCUACAUGAUUUACAAAACAAUGUUUAUGAAGGAGAUAAAGACAUUGGAGAACAUGCGCAAAAAUACUUUUCUGAGGUCUACACCACUAGUCGAAUCCCGGUUUCACCCAUUGAUUUUGGCGAUUUUCCCUCAACUGUCACACAAGAGACCAAUGAUGAUCUCACACGGGAGUUUACUAAUGAAGAAAUAUAUGAUGCUCUAUCAGACAUUGGUGAUGACCGAGCUCCUCGACCAGAUGGAUUGACUGCCAGAUUUUAUAAACAUUACUGGAAUAUCAUUGGAGAUGAUAUAAUUGCAGAGGUUAAAGAUUUCUUUGAGACAUCUUACAUGAAAACAGGAAUUAACCAUACCAAUAUAUGUUUAAUUCCUAAGAUCACCGAACCCACAUCUCUCACAGAGUACAUACCUAUUGCUCUGUGCAAUGUCUUAUACAAAAUUAUUUCCAAAUGUUUAGUAAACAGGCUCAAAAAACAUUUAAACAACAUUGUCUCUGAUACACAAGCAGCCUUCAUACCGGUGAGAUUAGUCACUGAUAAUAUAAUGAUUGCACAUGAGGUCAUGCUUUCCUUAAAAUCUAGAAAGCGGGUAUCCCAAAAUUACAUGGCUAUUAAAACCGAUGUCACUAAAGCUUAUGACAGGGUUGAGUGGAAUUUUUUAGAGGUCACAAUGCACUUAUUUGGUUCCUCAACAAAAUGGAUAGAGUGGAUCAUGGCGUCAGUACGUUCUGUAAGCUACUCAGUUCUCAUAAAUGGAACCCCCUAUGGCACGAUUGUUCCAGAGAGAGGUAUACGACAAGGUGAUCCCCUAUCACCAUAUUUAUUUAUUCUCUGUGCUGAUAUUGUGAGCCAUCUAAUCAAAACAAGGGUGGCUGAUGGAGAUAUCAGAGGUGCACAUACCGGGAAUGGAGUACCACCAAUUACACACUUACAAUUUGCGGAUGACUCUCUAUAUUUUUGUCAAGCAAAUACACGGAAUUGCAGAGCAAUCAAGGAAGCUUUUGAGGUUUAUGAAUACUACUCCGGUCAAAAAAUAAAUACCAGCAAAUCUUUAAUCACAUUCGGGUCUCGAGUACCAGGACAACUUCAGAAUAGGUUGAAAUCCAUUCUCGAAAUACCAAACCGUGGUGGUGGAGGCAAGUACCUGGAAUUACCAGAACAGUUCGACAAAAGAAAGACUGAGAUGUUUCAAUAUAUUAAUGCCAAAGUCCGGGAAAGAACAGCCUCUUGGCGUGGUCGAUAUCUUUCACAGGCUGCAAGAUAUUACAAAGAUGACUGUAUCCUUGAUGCAAAACAGAGAGCUAACCAAUCUUACAGCUGGGCUUCAAUCCUAGAGGGACUUAAACUAAUAAAACUUGGCUACAGAUAUCAGAUUGGGGAUGGUGAUUCUGCCCGUGUUAACCUUGACAAUGUCACUAUCAUGAACCCACCAAAGCCAGUUUACAGUACAUUUAUCGAUAAUAAUGCUUGCCUAGAUGAACUUAUCGCUUCAUGUGGACCAUACCGCUACUGGGACACGAAUAAAAUAAGUGAACACUUCUCCGCGGAAGAUCAAGUACACAUCAAUCAGAUUUACCUACCCCGUAAUGAUCCUCCGGAUAAAAUUAUAUGGCAUUACACAACCACAUGUGAUUAUACUGUGAGAUCAGGUUACUGGCAAGGGAUGCACAACCCCACUGAACCAAACAUUCUACCUCCAAGGCCUCAUGGAUCAAUGACCUUAAAACAAAAGAUUUGGCGCCUCAAUAUUAUGCCUAAGCUGAAACAUUUUAUGUGGGGAGCCAUUUCGAAAGCCCUACCAUCUUUGACAAGGCUAACAUCCAGAGCAAUGAAUCUAGAUCCAAUAUGCCCCAGGUGUUUUCAAAGUGAUGAAACCAUAGAACAGAUUCUAUUUAUGUGCCCCUAUGCUGCUUCCAUCUGGCAACUAACCAACAUUCAGACUGGUUUCCUAUACUAUUCUACUAUAGACAUGGAAACUCUCUUGGAAUCUAUCUUUGAUUUUUAUAGCGAUAGUUACACGCUAUCUAACAUAAAAUUUCUUCCUUUUUGGAUACUAUGGCAUCUUUGGAAAACAAGAAACAAAUUCAUCUUUGAAGGUUCACAGGAAAAUCCAAAUAUGAUUGUAAUACGAGCCCGAUCAGAUAUGCGAGAAUGGUGUCAUUUGCUUAGGAAAACAUCUGAAACGAAAAACCAAGAUGGAAUCCAGACAAGGGGGAAAUCAUGGGAACGACCACCAAGUAGUUUCAUCAAAUGUAAUUAUGAUGCAGCGUUUGAUCCUAUAACACAUCAAACAAAAUGUGGAUGGAUCCUCCGAGAUCAUUAUGGAGUCGCUCAAGGAUGGGGAUCUACCAUUAUCGGCUACACAUCAUCUUCUCUACAGGCAGAAGCAAAAGCUCUUCUAGUAGCACUCCAACAAACAUGGAUCAGAGGUUUCCAAUCGGUUAUCUUUGAAGGAGACAAUGAUACGGUCACCAAAAUGAUGAACAAUAAACUAUUUGAUCAAACAAUUGAAAGCAUCAUUUUGAACAUCAAGUACUGGGCCUCACAGAUACAGACUUGUCAAUUUGCUUACUCAUCUAGAGAGUGUAAUACAGUUGCUCGUACGAUUAAUAGUUUUUAUUCCGAGCUACACCACCAACUUGGCUUUCAAGUUAUUUGUAUAAGGAUUUUCAAUGUUCAUUAA
Camelina sativa (false flax) is the source of this 2871-nucleotide messenger RNA. The record is from RefSeq and is a predicted model, not a curated record. Lineage: Eukaryota; Viridiplantae; Streptophyta; Magnoliopsida; Brassicales; Brassicaceae.